UCUAUCUCUCUUUCUGUCUGCCUCUGUCACUCACACUCACAGUAGCUUUGGCAACACUCACUAACACACACACACACACAUACACACAUAUUAAAACCACACAAAUUCAACAGAGGUUUGUAGUUGGUCCUCUUUUUUUGGUGCUUUAGAACUCAAUAUAUUGUCUUCAUGGAGGAUUACCACAAACCUGACCAGCAGACAGUGCAGGCACUGAGGAACAUUGCCAACCGCCUCCGAAUCAACUCGAUCAAGGCAACAACUGCAGCGGGCAGCGGACAUCCCACAUCAUGCUGCAGUGUGGCAGAAAUUAUGUCUGUGCUUUUCUUCCACACUAUGAAGUACCGCCCUGAAGACCCAAGAAACUUCAACAAUGACCGCUUUAUCCUGUCUAAGGGACACGCUGCCCCCGCAUUGUACUCCAUAUGGGUUGAAACAGGUUUUCUAAAGGAGAGCGAAUUACUCAGUUUGUGCCAAGUUGACUCUACUCUGGAGGGGCACCCAACCCCUAAGCAGCAAUUUGUGGAUGUGGCCACAGGAUCACUGGGGCAGGGUCUUGGUGUGGCCUGUGGAAUGGCUUACACUGGGAAAUAUUUUGACAAGUCCAGUUACCGUGUUUACUGUCUGCUCGGGGAUGGUGAGAUGUCGGAGGGUGCUGUCUGGGAGGCCAUGUCAUUCGCUUCCUACUACCAGCUUGACAACCUGGUGGCCAUCAUUGACAUCAACCGUCUAGGCCAAAGUGAUCCUGCACCCUUGCAGCAUCAUGUAGAAAAAUAUCAGCGGCGUUGUGAAGCCUUUGGCUGGCAUGCUAUCAUAGUUGACGGACACAGCGUAGAAGAGCUUUGCAAAGCUCUGAGCCAACCAUGCCAUCAGCCCACUGCCAUCAUAGCUAAAACCAUUAAAGGAAAAGGCAUUCCAGCUGCAGAGGAUAAGCUGGGCUGGCAUGGCAAACCUCUGCCCAAAGACAUGGCUGACAUGGUCAUGAAGGAUCUGCAGAGUCGUAUCAUGAGCAGUAGCAAACACCUGUACCCACCUGCUCCUAUUGAGGACUCCCCACCCGCAAGCCUAAGAAACAUCAGGAUGCCGAGCGCACCCAGCUACAAGUCUGGAGAAAAGAUUGCUACACGGAAGGCAUAUGGAAUGGCUUUGGCCAAGUUGGGCCGCUACAAUGAACGUGUUGUGGCCCUUGAUGGAGACACAAAUAACCUCACCUACUCAGAGAUCUUUAAGAAUGAGCAUCCCAACCGUUUUGUUGAGUGCUACAUUGCUCAGCAAAACAUGGUCAGUGUUGCAAUGGGAUGUGCUGCCCGAGAGAGGAACGUUGUAUUCGCCAGCACUCUUGCUUCCUUUUUUACUCGCGCCUACGACCAGCUUCGCAUGGCUGUGAUCUCAGAGAGCAACAUCAAUCUGUGUGGCUCUCACUGCGGCCUGUCCACUGGAGAGGAGGGCCCUUCUCUGAUGGGUCUCGAGGACAUGGCUAUGUUCAGGGCUCUUCCCACAGCAACCAUUUUCUAUCCCUGUGAUGGUGUGUCUACAGAGAAGGCUGUGGAACUGGCUGCAACCACAAAGGGUGUUUGCUACAUCCGAACUAGCCGCCAAGACUGUGCCAUCAUCUAUAACAGCAAUGAGGAUUUCCAUGUUGGACAAGCGAAGGUGGUGUACCAAAGCAAGGAGGACCAGGUGACUGUGGUGGCAGCUGGAGUGACUUUGCAUGAGGCCCUUGCUGCAGCUGAACAUCUAAAGAAAGAGAGGAUCUCUGUCAGAGUCAUUGACCCCUUCACAAUCAAACCUUUGGAUGUCAAAACGAUCAUUGACCACACACGUGCUACCAGGGGAAGGAUCCUCACUGUCGAGGACCACUACUAUGAAGGUGGUCUCGGGGAAGCGGUGUCUUCAGCAAUGGUCAAUGAGUCUGGCUUCAAUCUGCACCGUCUUGCUGUGUCCCAUAUUCCCCGCAGUGGCAAACCACACGAGCUGCUGAAAAUCUAUGGCAUCGACCGUGACGCCAUUGCUCAGGCCAUUCGCAAGAUGGUCAGCAGCUCUACCAAUGCUAAGUAACUUUCUCCCUGCACCACCUACCUAUCUGAUUACACCCCUGAAGAUGAAGCUAAGCAGUCAAGUAUGUUUUCCAUUCACAUGGCACCCAGCUAUUUAAUUUUGUUCACAGUGAAUACCCCUACCUGUGUAGGCUACUAAAGUAAUGUGAUUUUGUGCUGUAAACUUUGAAGUAGUUCCAUGUCUGCCUUCCUUUUGUGUAUCUAUCACAUCACACACAGACACACAAAUCCAAACACGCAUAUCCUCACUGAUAACAGCUUUGUUAUAGACCCAGUUAAGUAAUAGAAACAUGGACUUAAUUGACACUUUCAUUUGUGGAUGCGCACGGUAAAAAAAAAAAAAAAAAAAGUCCAGUAUUACCUGUUCAACAUGACUGCUGUGUGAUGCUCUAAUGUGUUUUUAAAUACUCUUGGAUUAAUUCAACUGAAAAUGGUUUUAUAUUGUUUUACUGUAGCUUGUAAUACUGAGUGGGGCAUAGUUUUAAAGUAGGUGUUUAUUAUACAGAUAGUGUCAGAUAGUGUGUCAGAAAGAAACUAUGUGAGUUGUUGUUCGUAAAAGGUAGUAGGAAAAACAAAUAAAAGAAAUAUAUACACGUCGUUAAGAGCAGUCAUGCAGAACCACAUUUUAAACAUUCAGAUGAUUUCACUUUCAUUUUUUCGUGGUUUGGUUUAAAACUGUAUUUCUAUUCAGCAUUAUCAUUUGCUAUUGAAUUCUCAUUUACCAUAAACCAACACACCUCAGUGUUCAUGUGUGCUCUAGCUUUGCAUUUGGACCUCGACAGCAGUGUAAACUUUACACAAGGUGGAGCAGUGAAGAGCCAUCCAGUGCUGAUAGAGGAUAUAGUUGGCUGUGACUUGAAAGGUAAAUCAAUAGCUAGUUACAUUCAACUUGUCAGCCUAAGAACAAACACUUUCUUUGUUACUUGAAAUUUUGUAUGUACCAUACUUUCAUGUAAUAAAGCCCUCUGCAUUUGACUUUGACCAUUUA
Archocentrus centrarchus (flier cichlid) is the source of this 3042-nucleotide messenger RNA. RefSeq names its product transketolase a (gene tkta). The transcript has 14 exons. The coding region runs from base 169 to 2055 and encodes 628 amino acids. The record is from RefSeq and is a predicted model, not a curated record. Gene Ontology annotation, biological process: pentose-phosphate shunt, non-oxidative branch. Lineage: Eukaryota; Metazoa; Chordata; Actinopteri; Cichliformes; Cichlidae. Gene Ontology annotation, molecular function: thiamine pyrophosphate binding; transketolase activity. Gene Ontology annotation, cellular component: extracellular exosome; endoplasmic reticulum membrane.